Molecule: messenger RNA, 4885 nt
Organism: Polypterus senegalus (gray bichir)
Lineage: Eukaryota; Metazoa; Chordata; Cladistia; Polypteriformes; Polypteridae
Product: guanylate-binding protein 1-like
Exons: 11
Coding region: 96-2108 (670 amino acids)
Molecular function (GO): GTPase activity; GTP binding
Source: RefSeq, a predicted model, not a curated record
AGGGCUCUGUACUGCAGACGCAGCUGCAUUUUUCUUUUAAAGCAGUAGGACAAGUUAGACCUUUCUGCGCUGAAGAAGCAACACUGGAAACAAAAAUGAUGAGCCGUUCAAUCGUUUCUCUUAUAUUUGUGAUGCUAUUAGUGAGACUGUCAUCAGCAUUCCAACAGUAUGGAGAAGAUUCACAGCACCCAUGGUGUUCUAAUACAUUGAUGUCUUGUGAUGUCAGUGAAGAGGAAAAGGUGAAUAUGGUGGAUCCCAUCUUCAUGCAGUCUGCAAUUGAACUAGUCAAGAAUGACCAAGGAAACCUAUCUAUCAACCAGGAGGCUUUGAAAAUCCUGUCAGCAAUCGACAUGCCUGUGGUUGUUGUUGCAAUUGCUGGGAGGGCACGGACUGGAAAAUCAUAUUUGCUAAAUCGGCUUGCGGGAAAAAGAAAAGGUUUCUCAUUGGGAUCUACCAUUCAAUCUCACACUAGAGGUAUCUGGAUGUUGUGCCUGCCCCAUCCCAAGAAAACAGAUCAUGCUCUUAUUCUUUUGGACACAGAAGGCUUUGGAGACCCGGAGAAGGGUGAUAAUGAAAAUGACAAUUCCAUUUUUACACUGAGCAUUCUCCUCAGCAGCGUGUUUAUAUACAACAGCAGAGGCAACUUGGACCAAAGUGAGCUUGAAUAUCUUCACUUUGUGUCGGAACUCACAAAACACAUUCAGCUGACAAAGUCAAAGAAAAACAAUGAAGAAUGGGAAUAUAUAGAUUUCUUUCCAGAUUUUGUAUGGGUCGUCCGAGAUUUAACCCUUGAGAUGACUAUCAAUGAGGAAAUUGUGUCAGCUGAUGAGUAUCUGGAGCAUAUUUUGAAGCUUAAGAAUGGAACAAAUGAGAAGACUGAAAAGUUUAACACUGUGAGACGCAGCAUCCGUGAUUACUUCCCAAAAAGGAAAUGCUUUGGGUUUGUUUGUCCAACUACCAGAUUUAAACUUAAGCUCCUUGAUGAUCUUUUGGAUGAGGAACUUGAUCCAGAAUUUGUUGAAGAAUUUGAACUCUUCUCCCAUUACAUUUAUGAAGAGGCCAAAACCAAGAAAGUUGAAGGAGUUCACAAAGUCACUGGAAGAACUUUUGUAUCACUCAUUGAGAGUUAUAUAGCAGAACUUAACAGUACACAGAAGUUCUGUGUGGAAAGUGCAGUUACCCAAGUGGCUGAAAAAGCUAACCUGGCUGCCCUAGAAAAAUCCCUGGAUUUCUACAGAAAAGGGCUUGAAAAGUUCUCUUCCAGUUCCAUUGAUGACCUCACUGAUUUACAAAAACAAUUAUACAGAAGAGCUCUUAAAAUCUUUUUGAAGAAUUCCUUCCUAAAAGACAGCCAGGAAUACCUUGUUAAGUUAAUGAUGACUACAAAAAAAUAUAAUGAAGAAAAAUUGAAAAAGAUGCAUGAGACGUCAUUGGAAAGAUGUACUGUAUUAAUAAAAGAUCUUAAAAAGGACUUGAUUAACAAUCUGAAAUCCGGAAAAUACAGCAGACCUGGAGGAUAUGCUGAGUAUAUGACAGAUCUACAGUCCAUCAUAACAGAUUUCACUGCUGAUACUGAAGAAGAAGUCCAGGCCAUCACUGUUCUUAAGAGUUUUACCGAAGAAAUGAAUGUGAUUUCUGAAACAAUCAAAAAUACUGACAACAUCUUAUCAGAAAAGGAAAAUAAAAUCAAUGAUUUCAUUAAAAAGUAUCAGCGAAAGUUGGAGGUGAUUGACAAAGAGGGACAAGACAAAGAACAAUGUAAAGAAACCAUGAGGAUGGUGAGGGAGGCAUUAUCUGAAGAGAAAGAGCAGUUUAAGGAAAAGUGCAGGUACAACCAAGAAAGGAAAAGGGCUGAGAAGGAGAAAUACUACAAUGAGGGAUUCAAGAAAGAGGGCGAGAAGAUGGAAGAAGAAGAAGAAUUUUACCAUCAAAAGUUGAAGCAGACAGAUUAUUGGUCAUAUCUGGACUAUGCCUACAAGUUCUUGAAAUUUCUGUGUAUGCAUUUUUCCAAAUUUAUUUCUUAUAUUCCUGGAUUAAGUUACUUUAGUUUUUGUGUUCCAGCUUUUGAUAUAGCAGAUUUACUUAUAAUUUUAAAUCAAAGAAAUUGACUAACAUUAAAAUCUGACCAAAUAUCUGCAGCACAUCAUAGAAACAACUCCUUGCCAGACUUGAAUAGGAAUUCAUGUUUACAAUUAAAUUAAAAAAAAAAUGUGUUUAUUGCAGGACUACCGACACAUUAAUACUUACUUCAGUGAUAUUUUCCAUGUGCAAUGCCAGAACUCAGUGAAACGUUUAUGCCAUGGAGCAACCAUCACCGUGAACAUCAUCUCCAGCACUUUACUCCUACUGUAGUGUAUAGCUUGAGCUGCAGCAUGGAGAGUCACAACAGGGUUUUGCUGGAACAUUCCAUUGGUUAUUCUAACAGUUUACUUGUAUUGGGUUAUCUUCACAAUUAAAAUUCUGUAUGAUGUCAGGAAUGUAUUCAUUUAUUUUAUGAACUUACCUACGCCAGUACAGGACCAUUGGAGGCUGGAGCUUAUCCCAGCAGCGAGCCAACCUUGGUGAGAUCUCCAUGAUUAUUAAAUUAAUAACAUUUGAUACAUUCAGACAGGUUUAAAAAUGACAUGUAUGUAUAACAUGUGUUUAAACACGGUGCAUUCGGGGACAGUUUUUAAAGUUGGAUCAUUUUAAAUUUUUAUUUACCUCAUCAAACAAUCACAUUUUUCUUUAUUAAGUAUUUUUCUUACAAUUAUUCAUAUCCACAAUUAAUAGUGAUCAUGUAAUAUAAUUACAUGUGUUAGUAAAAUAAGUAAAAUGCAUAUGUUUAUUAGAAUUUUACAAUAUCAUAGUUAAAAAACAAGCCCAAAUAGGCUAGUAAUAGAAAUAGCUUGUAAAAAUAGUAUUUUUGUAAGACUGUUAAUUGAUUGUUUUAGAGGAUCUAAGGCUAAUUGUACUUCAUAUUUUAAAAACUUUAACCUUUUGAAAGAAGUACCCGAUGGAGAGUUAAAGUCUAUGUUUUAGUCUCAAGAUAAUCAUGAAUAGCUGGUCAUUGUGAGACUUUCCAGAUACACUAAAGUGUGAGAUAAAAUUUGGAAUCAUAAUCUACAGAUAAUGCAGCAGUGAAAUUGUUUUUAUUUUAACAUAAAUACAGAGUACAUAUUUAUUUAUUAUAUUAUAAAGGUUUAUAGAGCCACACUUAUUUGUAAAUAAGUGACAUUUGCUUUCUUUGCAUGCAUUUUUUACUUUUAUGAUGAUGAAGGUCAUUGAACUUACCUAGCAGGCCAUCAAACAGCAGGAGAAGUGAGGUGCUGUUGCAGAGGUUCAUGCCAGCUGCUGAUAUGACGUUGUGUCCUUGGCUGUGUGCACCACUUUACUGGCUUUUCACUAACUUAUAUUAGGGAUCUAAUUUGCCAUCAGCAGGGACUAUUAAACAAGCUAAAGUGGAAAAUAUACAAAAUAUACAAACUGAAGUAACCUCUCUUAAGGUAAAUUUGAAAGAGUAAAUUAAUUGGUAAUACAGUUUCACAAAAUGUUUCUCUGUUUUAAGACAGACAGUUGAGAAAAUUUGCCAGUGUUUUUUAAAUGGGAACUUUUUUUCAUUUUCAAAAAUUUCUACAGUCCCCUAUAUCAAGAUAUCUCAACAAAAAUGGAACUUUUCCAACAAAUGUUAACUAAAUUGGUCCACUGGGAAUUUUUCUUUUUUUCUUUUUAGAAGAACUGAUAGACAGACAAUACAAUAGGUGCUUUCCACAUUUUAUGCUAAUGUAUCUAAAAAACAAUAUUCUGGCAGAAGUGGGUUAAUGUGUUCCUUUACAAAGAGCACCAAAUGAUCCUAAGAAAAGGGAUUGUACCCUGUAAGCAUGAACUGUAAACAAUGAAUGUCCCAAAAAAUGUUAUUUCUGUUUCAGCAUAUGGCAAGAAACACUUAGUGAACACUGUUCUAGCGCUACAGUAAUUAGACCUAUAACUUGAUUUAGGUCCAAAAUGUAUUAACGGAAUCUUGAGUUUGAGAAUAGAAGCAUUUGUGUUUGCUGUAUUGGUGUUAGCAGUGGGAUGCAAGGAGUCGCUGCAGGUAUCUGAGGUUGAAAUACUUGUUCCCAACCAAGGAAGUGGACUGCAAAUGUUAAUACUCUUCUAUAUGGUAAAUGGCAACAACAAUGAUGUGAAUGUCACUGAAGGAAUGAGAAUAUAGCUUUAAUAUUUAGUUCACUUCAUUUGUAAAGAAGGUAUGAAACAUGAAGCACAUAAGAAAAGAAAUGCAAGUCAGUUUUAGUAUGCAUGCCCACAAGAAAUUUGUAUUCUGAAACUGUUACAAUUUAUAAUGCAUAAUCUGCAUACUCACACGAUUUAUGAAAUUGCUAUCUACUGUUACGCUAUUUUUAAAAAAAAUAGUUUUAAUAUGUCUUCAACAUUUUUGGGUUUCUUGAAAUGGAAGAUAAAGAAAUAUUUUUAAGUUGUUCAUUUGAAUUUACUGACCUAAAUUUAAUGAUUAAAAUCAAAAUAGCUGUUGUACUGUAUAUAUUGUAAUUUUCUUUGAAUUGAUUCAGAAUCUGUUUUAGAAUAAAACUUAUCACAAGUUUGAUCUUUGUGCAUAUACACCUUUAUUGGAAACAACUGCAUUAAAAUAAUAAACUAAUAAUAGUGUAAUCAAACUGAUAGCUAUGAGAAUUAGAUCAUGCACAUCACAGGACCAUCUCAAAGAGUGUAUUCUACCAUGUGAUUGCAGUACAACAUAUUUGCAUCAAUAGGUCCCAUCUCUGCUGUUUAACUCUUUCCAGGUGGGUGCUGACCUAAUUCAACAUAAAGGUUAGAAGGCUGAUGUCCACAAAAGUCGACAUCAAGGAGUAGAAGAAGACUAAGCUCAGAGAAAAGCUGUAUUUAGUAU